Messenger RNA from Etheostoma spectabile (orangethroat darter), 6261 nucleotides. RefSeq names its product discs, large homolog 4a (Drosophila) (gene dlg4a). The transcript has 22 exons. The record is from RefSeq and is a predicted model, not a curated record. Gene Ontology annotation, biological process: postsynaptic neurotransmitter receptor diffusion trapping; embryo development; chemical synaptic transmission. Gene Ontology annotation, molecular function: ionotropic glutamate receptor binding; protein kinase binding. Gene Ontology annotation, cellular component: postsynaptic density membrane; neuromuscular junction; basolateral plasma membrane. NCBI's taxonomy places the organism in Eukaryota, Metazoa, Chordata, Actinopteri, Perciformes, Percidae. Bases 539 to 2881 code for a protein of 780 amino acids.
GUUCUUCCUCUCCAUCCUUUGCUGUUUCGCUGUCUUAUUCUCUGUUUCUCUUUUUCCCUUUUCUUUCCACAGUGUAAACCUCCCCCCCCCUUUUAAAUCCCCGCCACCUCUGCUUUCCAUCUCCAUCCUCCCCUUCCUCCAUCUCUUUUCAUGUUCACCCCAUCUUUUCUCUUUCUAUUCCACCGUUUCUCUCUCGCCUAGGAAAAAAAGCGGAUAUACUCUCACCUUCCCUUUUCUCCUCUCAUACUAAAUUCUGAGACCACCCUCUCUUCUCUCUCUUUCUUUGCUCACUCUCUCUAUUUCCCACUGGCCCUCCCCCUCCCUUUUCAUGUUUCCCCCUCCCUCCAUCCUCUCUUUCCCUCGCUGGUUCAGUUAGUCAAAGAACAGAUUCACGGAAGGAUAGAAAAGGGGGGAAAGGCAGGACGAGAGUGAGAGUGCAGGAGUGGGGCAGGCUGGGGAGAGGGGUGUGGGGUCUCAGCCCUCUGUCGUGGGGGGUUGGGGGGGUUGAGAUACACCCCAAUAUUUUGUUCUUAGUACCAUGGACUGCCUCUGCAUUGUGACUACAAAGAAGUACAGGUACCAGGAUGAGGAGACGCCCCCCUUGGAGCACAGUCCAGCACAUCUGGCUCCAGGGAAAAGUGCCGAGAUGCUUCAUAUGAGUGACAAGAACCUCGCUGCCAUGGAGGCCAUACAUGGCUACACACCACACACACAUAUCUCUCCUGUCAAGCCUGUGUUGAUGUCAACGGGACACACGCCAAUGUACACCUCUGCUGUUUCCACGCUGGGAAAUACUCCUCCAGUGGUGGUGAACACUGAUACACUCGAUGGCUCCCCAUAUGUGAAUGGGACAGAAGGGGAAAUCGAAUAUGAGGAGAUCACACUGGAGAGAGGUAACUCAGGCCUGGGCUUCAGCAUAGCAGGUGGAACAGACAACCCUCACGUGGGCGAUGACCCCAGCAUCUUCAUCACCAAAAUCAUACCUGGAGGAGCCGCGGCUCAGGAUGGGCGGCUGAGUGUGAACGACUGCAUCCUUUUUGUGAAUGAUGUGGAUGUGAGGGAGGUGACACACAGCCAAGCUGUGGAGGCCCUUAAGGAGGCAGGUGCUAUCGUCCGCCUCUAUGUUCUCCGCAGAAAACCAGCAGCAGAGAAAGUCACUGAAAUCAAACUCAUCAAAGGGCCUAAAGGAUUAGGUUUCAGCAUUGCUGGAGGGGUGGGAAACCAGCACAUACCAGGAGAUAACAGCAUCUAUGUCACCAAGAUCAUUGAAGGCGGAGCGGCUCAUAAAGAUUGCCGUCUGCAGAUCGGGGACAAGAUCUUAGCGGUGAACAACGUGUGUCUCGAGGAUGUGAUGCAUGAGGAUGCGGUGGGGGCUCUGAAGAACACAGCCGAGGUGGUGUACCUCAGGGUGGCUAAGCCCAACAACCUGUACCUGACCAACUCCUACAACCCUCCUGACCUCACCAGCACAUAUUCCCAUAUGGACACUGAACUCAGCCACCCCAACUAUCUUGGGUCAGAUUACCCACAAGCCCUCACUCCCACCUCACCUAGUCGGUUUUCUCCCGUUCUGCAUGGCAUGAUGGGAGAUGAUGACAUCCCCAGGGAGCCUCGCAGAGUUUUGAUCCACCGAGGCUCCACUGGCCUGGGAUUCAACAUUGUUGGAGGAGAGGACGGUGAGGGAAUCUUUAUCUCUUUCAUCCUGGCAGGGGGGCCAGCUGACCUCAGCGGAGAGCUGCACAAGGGCGAUCAGAUCCUCAGUGUGAACGGCGUGGACCUGCGAAUGGCCACACACGAACAGGCAGCUGCAGCAUUGAAGAACGCUGGCCAGACAGUGACCAUCAUCGCUCAGUACAGACCCGAUGAGUACAGCCGCUUUGAGGCUAAGAUCCAUGACUUGAGGGAACAGCUGAUGAACAGCAGUAUGGGCUCUGGGACCACGACACUAAGGAGCAACCCAAAGAGAGGCUUCUACAUCAGGGCUCUUUUUGACUAUGACAAGACUGCGGACUGUGGCUUCCUCAGUCAGGCACUGGGCUUCAGGUUUGGGGAUGUGCUGCAUGUGUUGGACUGCGGAGAUGAGGAGUGGUGGCAGGCCCGUAAGGUCAGCCCCCAGAACGAGGCUGAAGAUGUCGGCUUCAUCCCUAGCAAGAACAGGUCAGACUUUUCACUGGUGGAAAGAAAAGAGUGGUCUCGUGUUAACACCAAAGAGAGGGACCAUGGUCGAGACACCUUGGGCACUCAAGGGAGAGAUAAAACCUCACAAAGUUAUGAGACUGUCACCCAAGUGGAAGUUCAUUAUGCGAGGCCCAUCAUCAUUCUGGGUCCUGUGAAAGACAGGAUAAACGAUGACCUGUUGUCUGAGUUCCCUGAUAAGUUUGGAUCUUGUGUCCCACACACCACACGGCCCAAGAGGGAGUAUGAAGUGGAUGGGCGGGACUAUCAUUUUGUGUCGUCACGGGAACAGAUGGAGAAGGACAUCCAGAGCCAUCGGUUCAUCGAGGCGGGCCAGUACAAUAGUCACCUGUACGGCACCAGUGUCCAGAGUGUCCGUGAGGUGGCUGAGCAGCAGGGGAAACACUGCAUCCUGGAUGUCUCUGCCAAUGCUGUGCGCAGACUACAAGCAGCUCAGCUUCAUCCCAUUGCCAUCUUUGUCCGGCCCAAGUCACUGGAGAAUGUCCUAGAGAUCAACACUCGUCUGACAGAGGAGCAGGCCAGGAAAGGAAUGGACCGAGCCCUCAAACUAGAACAAGACUUCCUAGAGUGUUUCUCGGCUGUCGUGGAAGGGGACAGCUUUGAAGAAGUCUAUCACAAAGUAAAGACAGUUAUUGAGGAGCAAUCAGGGCCUUACAUCUGGAUCCCCACUCGGGAGAGGCUGUGAUGCUGCACCCUAUCCGAACCACCCCUUUCUCACAACCAACAACCAACACCACCCUCCACCCUCACGGCCAAGCCAGCCUCGCCUGCCUGUCUGUCCUCCAGCAAAGUCAGUGCUUAGGCAAUCACUGAGAAUGACACAGAGAGACAAAUGCAUACUAAGACAAACACAGAGACAGAGACAAACACAGGAAGUGACACAGCGAAGCAAAGAGCGAUACCAAACGAGAGAGACUCUGAGACAGAUGUGAACACAGCGAUGUGUAAUUAGACUGAAAGAGAUGAGAGAAAAGACGUAAUCAGUAUUCCACUUUAACGAGGCAGGACUGAGCGUUGAGGCCCUGUUCACACUCAGCAUUAAAAUGCAUCUUGGCCACAAGUGGACAGCUCUACAUACAGCUGUGUCUGCACCCCAAACUGGGAACGCAAAUGUCCUAAACGUAGUUGAUUAAGCACUGCCAAACAACUUAGUGUGUAAUGUGUGUUUUCUCUGUUUAGAAGCAGUUGCAGUUUCCCAACAGAUAAAAGCAAAUGUGAAGUGCAUUCUGAUGCCAGGUGUGAACUGCAGUCCAUCUGGACCUCAGCACAGUAAGGAUAUAUUUGGACAUUAGAUCGGAACAGGGCUUGAAAGAGAGUAGAGGGUGACCCAGCAGGGACGGACCCCGAGGUAGUAUUAAGAACACCUCACCCACCCCUUUCAAGUGUCAUGCUCCCAUUGAACACCUCCAUGCGCCUAUGUCUGAGAAGGAGGUGCCCAAAAAGACGCUGGCCCCUCUUUUUAUAUAACCUCCUGGCUUUCUCUCCUCCUCCUCCUGUCUCCUCUGCCUUGUUUCAGGACAGGAAAGGGGGACGACUGAGUACGGGGCGACCGGAUCCUGCUGAGUCCUUCUAGAUGAGGAGUCUUUUCUUGGCAAAGAGUCCUUUUUCGUGUGAAUCUCUUCUUGGUUCUGAGUGUGAACUCUGAAUAACACCUCAGUGACCAAGACUGACAUUUGCUCAAUCACCCAUGUUUAAUAUUGCGAGGCAUUAUUUAAAGGCAGUUCAAAUAAUUAUAAUGGUAAAAACACAUAUGCUGAAUUUGUGCAUGCAUCCUCAAAGACAAUGGAGACAGGAGACUAAAAACAAUGGAAAAAUCUGACUUAAAAAAGAUAAAAAAGACAGGAAGUAGGGUGUGUUCUCCUUUUCCACCUCCUUAUUGUGGAGGAGUUUUUAGCAUGUCUCAUGGAGGAAGAAGAGAAGAAAGACACAGUCAUAAGAGAUGGUCACGAGAGGCCAAACCUGAGCGCAAUAGAUGCUCUGACAUACGUUUAGCCUCUGCUCUCUUACACACACGCACACACACUCACGCACCCAUACGCUUUCACACCCAUCCACCAACACACACACAUAGAGUUGUAACCUCAGCUGUAACCUAGCACACUCCUCUACAGGGCAACUGGCUGUUCUGACCUGCUAGUCAGAAUCCAGGAUGAAUGUUAUCUCUCUAGGCACAAACAGCAGAGCUGUUAGCUUCAUCGCACCACAGCCGAUUCACCACUCACUCUUCCAGAAGAAUCCCUCAGCCACAGACGUACACACUGUUUCCAGUGGCCACAGUAAAAGCCAUGGCGUGUGUGUGUGUCUGUGUGUGUGUUUGUCUUUGUGCGUGCGUGCGUGCGUGCAUGUGUUUGUGUGUGCGUGGGUCUCUGUGUGUGCGCAUAUGUGCACAUUCAUGUGUGGAAACUCCUCUGUGUGGGAGGAAAAGGUCUUCUUUUAUUCUCUCUUUUCCACUUUUUCUCUGCUUCUUUCUCCCUCUUGUGUCCACACAAAAAUUAAAGCUAAGUCAUGUUUAUUAAAUAAAUGGCCUACAUAUAUAUAUAUAUAUAUAUAUAUAAAAAAAUAUGACUAUAAAUAUAUAUAUAUAUCUUUUUUAUAACAAUUUCUAAAGGGAUUAAGUCCGUAAAAGUCAACGUCUCCAAACAAUAUUCCAUUGUUUCCUUUCGGUAAUAUUGCAGUUUGGUUGUUGAAUUUACACACAUUCCCAUUUUAUUGUUGUAAAACGCAGCAAAAAGCUACAGAGAAAUAACUGAACCGUUCAAUUUCAAGCAGACCUCAAACUAGAGCUUUGAAAUGACAUAUUUGACAUGUACUUGUGUACGUUGAAAACGAUUUGAAACAUGUACAAUGCAGCUGUGUGUGUGUCCGUAUGACUGUGUGCGUGUGCAUACGUGUGUUUGCUGCUUGUGUGUGCAGCUGACAAGAAAGUAUAUGUUGUGUAUAAAAUAUAAAUGAUACUAUAUGAUAAUAUCUAUCCUUUAUAACAUCCACUGGUGGGUAUAAUGUAUAAUAAAUUAAUGGGUGGUGUGCGUAUGUGUGUGUGCCAGAGUGAGAGAGUGAGACACCCACAUGAAGAUGUAGUGCAAUACUGCUAUGAUGUUAUGCAAUGAAGAUGGUUUUACGUGUGUGUCUAAGAUUAAAACAGUAUUUAUAAAGUUUGCACUGACAGCAUUAUAUGCUACAGGUAUCAGCAAGAAAACGAAGGUGGACUCCAAGUUUUAUGAGCAUGUGUUUGUAUUUACUUUUACUUUGUUCUGAAUUAUGAAAGUGAAGGUGGAAGUGUUGAUGGAAGUGACCAUCCAUAUUUACUGUUUGUUUAUUGUUGCUCACUUGCUCCUCUCAGCUCAAGGUGGAACAGCUGAAGCUUGUGAGUGACAAGUACCACAUUUUUGUUUACAGUAUGAUUUAUUAUUUAUUAAGAACUGUCACAGGUUCCAUCUCAAGUCUGUAUAUUUUUGUAUUUUUUCCCACAUUGAGAGAGCUUUUGGGUCUCGGACAGGAAUGCUGUAUAUACAAUAGAGAUGUUGGAGUGCUGUGUGGCUUUUGGUUUGGUCUUGCACACUGCUGAAUUGAUGCAAGUACAGGAUACAUCAGAGCCACAGCCCAGUUAAACUGCUCUAACAUAGAAAUAACAUCUGAACACUCCAGGUGGGCAAAACACACACACACACACACACACACACACACACACACACACACACACAAACACACACAUACGCACAUAAAGAUAUCAGCACAUUCAUUUACAUUUACACUUUGAGGGAAUCACAGAAACAACAACACAUGACAACAUAUCCAUGAAUGGAAUAAUAUGUUUUCAAUUUCUUUAUAUGAGGGUUCAAUGUAUUUCUUAAUAUCUCUCUCAGCCAUCCGUAUCAUAGUGUGAUAUUCCUUAUAAAAUAUAUGAAUUUUUACAGAAAAGACAAAGUUACAACAAAGUCAACUGAUGCAGAAAAAUAUAUUUAACAAUGACAAUAUCAAGCAAAAUAAAAUGUUCCAGUUCAGUGAAGCGCUUGUUGUAAAUUAGCUAUAAAAUAAUAAAAUUAAUUUAAAAAUGCUUUCUGAAAA